This is a messenger RNA of Haliotis rubra (blacklip abalone), 1978 nucleotides long. RefSeq names its product beta-1,3-galactosyltransferase 1-like. Gene Ontology annotation, molecular function: hexosyltransferase activity. The transcript has 2 exons. The record is from RefSeq and is a predicted model, not a curated record. The coding region runs from base 734 to 1978 and encodes 414 amino acids. Gene Ontology annotation, cellular component: membrane. Lineage: Eukaryota; Metazoa; Mollusca; Gastropoda; Lepetellida; Haliotidae.
CUGCCCAUCUUGAAGCACUUUUAACAAUUUCGGCCUCAGGCCAUGGUCAAGUAUGCAUCCAAAGUAAAGAUAAAAUUGCAGAGUUGUGUUUCCUUAAAUAUUCAACAUAAUAACACAAUACGCGCGUGUUUCUGGAAAUACUAUUGAGCUUAACGCGAUGAUAAUCAAGUUUAUUUCACGUUUUCAGGGACUACAUUGAGUUUUGCACUUGGCCGACACUGACAGUAACCAAGCGCCCCACUGAAAAUGCAUUAUCUUAAUUCCUAAUGUAUCUCAGCAAUCCUGGUCCAUUUGCCAUUAUAACAAGUUCUAAAUCAAGCAAGUCAUAGUUUGGUCAACUGAUAUAAUAUUAAUCUAGAUAUUAAGAUAUGAAAUAGGCGGAUGAACUAUUGACUGACUUGAAGAUCUAUUAUAUUCGUAACAGCAACAUGUGAAACGAGAAUCUAUUUAGUUGGGUAAUUUACCUUUAUGAAGUUAAGGCAUUGUAAUAAGCAUCAAUACUGAGACUAUGACUUUUUGCAACAAGUGUAAUUAUCAACUUGUAGAAAUAGGCAUAACAACAUUCAGGUCAUCAGGCAAAGUUAGUUUAACAAAACACCAAACGAAAGUUUUAAAUUUUGUCAUUUUCUUUGUAAUUUUACAAACAUACCUUUGGUGGUAUAAUGUGGUAUGAUGCACAUGCAUCCAUUUGUUUUUGCUAUUUUUCAGAACACCUGGUGUUCAAGAACACACGAUGAGGAGACUCAAAUGCUGUACUGGAGGAUUCAUAGUAAUAUCGAUUGUUAGUAUGGUGUUUGUUUUGAAACCAUUGAUCCAUCCUCGACCUCCACCACAAGCGGUUUGUAAGAACGACAAUUUUACAUGCUGCACUAUUUUGAAAACAUAUUGGAGUAACGUCCAAACAAGGUCGACAUACGCACCGAACACGGUUGUGGAUGAGAUCCAAUUUCCCGUCGACAGCAGCAAGUGUAAGGGGAGAGUAAAGGGUGAUAAACUGUGGCUUCUGGUUGCAGUCAUAUCAGCCGUACCUCACUCCGAUCAGCGGGAAGCAAUCCGGAAAACAUGGGGAUCUGCCAUCAACAAUGUUUCAGAGAAACCUGCAUGUUUAGUUUUCUUUGUAGGAAUCGGUGAGGCAUCUCAAGACAUGAACCUUCAAGACGAAAUUCGCAAGCAUAAGGAUAUCGUUCAAAUAAACAAGGAGGAUCUAUACAUAAACCUGAUCUAUAAGAGCAUAGGGCUGCUCAAAUGGGCAGCUGCACAGUUCAAUGAUGUCCAUUUUGUGCAUAAGGUUGACGACGAUGUGUAUAUACAUGUGCCAUUGUUGUAUGAAAGGUUGACGACUUUUUCAACCACACCAAAGAUCAUGAUGGGUUAUGUAGACAAUGGAGCACCUGUUUUUAGAGAUCCUAAAUCUAAGUAUUACGUUUCGGAAGACGAAUUCAAAGGGGAAGUGUUUCCCAGUUACAUUCACGGCCCUUCCUAUGUCAUUUCCGGUGACCUUGUCCAUGACCUUCUGGAAACAAUUCCGCACCAUCCAUUAGUUUCUAUGGAAGACUUCUACAUCACCGGGAUAUGUGGAACCUACCUCUCCGCAUCACAUGUUGGCCAUUGUGGAUUCAGGAACUGGAGAGCAUGGGGAGACGACUCCACCCUGUUACCGGAAGCAGUAUCUAUACACGGCAUGUCGCCAAGUCAAAUCUUCAUCAAUGGGUCUGUGCCUGCACAUGUCAUACAGUCAGAGGUCAUGAGUCGCUACAAACCUAAAUCCGAUAUGGAUAUCACCUUUCUCGACACAAGUGAGAACUAUACAGAGAAGGAAAAAGACACACUGUCAUGUUUCCUCACAAAACUUAUGUGUAUGCACGAAAGUAUAAACGAACGUUUCAAGGAGAUAUCUGAUAAAGUUGAUAACUUUCAAGAAAAAUAUGAGAAAGAUAUAUGUCAGAUGAUAGACGCCUUCGAAGAAAGAAACAGGUAA